AUACUUGUAAACUUUGACUCAAGUGACAAGUCUUGUCAGUAUUAUUCUCCUGCGAUUAAAAGUUCGUGACAUUAAUUUUCAUCAAUUUAAAAAUAUAUAUAUAAAAUUGCAAAAGGUGUGAAAACUUGUUCAAUAAAGUGUCAAAUUACAGGUUUAAAACUAACAAGUAUUGUGCAAUUGCUUUUUAUACUUGAAAUUUACCCAUAUUAGUUCGAGGUCGUGUACAAAGAAUUUAUUAAAAACAAUGGAUUUACUUCGAGAUUUGCCAAAAGGACCACUUGAAAUUUAUCGUAAACGAGCAACAUUUAAUUGGAAAUCAUUGAAAGUUAAUUUAUUAGGAGAAGAUUUAGUAAAAUAUCAGCAAAAAUUGUGGAAAUUUAUUGAAAUCACACCCGAAUUUCAAAGGCCCGUUAAAGCAGUAAAUUUAGACGAAGCUCGAAGAAGAUGUUAUAAACAACUCAAUUCAUUAGUUAAAAAUGAUAUUUUGCCAAUUGAUCAUCCAGGAUGGUUUAAUUAUCUUUUUUAUUACGAUGCUUCUUUACCAGUCGUAACGGGAAUAACUCAAGGAAUGGUACCUUCAGUGAUAUUAUCACUUGGCUCAGAGCGUCAUUGGGAAAUUUUAGAAAACUUGCAACAGGGUAAAUACACAAGUUGCUUUGCUUUAACUGAAAUUGCCCAUGGCACCAAUGUCAGAGGAAUGCAAACAAUCGCCAAAUACGAUGAAAAGACUAAAAAUUUCAUUUUUCACUCCCCAAAUUUUGAAUCCGCUAAAUGUUGGGCUGGAGCUUUAGGAAAAGCGGCAACACACGCAAUUGUUUAUGCACAAUUAAUAACGCCCGAUAAUGAAAAUCAUGGACUACAUCCUUUUAUCAUUCAAAUUCGUGAUCCAAAGACAUAUUUGCCAAUGCCAGGUGUGACAGUUGGUGAUAUGGGGGAAAAAGUCGCUUUAAAUGGAGUUGACAAUGGAUUUUUAUUAUUUAAUAAUUAUUCAGUUCCACGAUUUUCUCUAUUAAAUAAAAAUGCCGAUGUCACAGAAAAUGGACAAUAUGUAGCGAGAAUUAAAGAUCAAAGCAAACUUUUCGGUGCAUCACUUGGUGCAUUGUCAACUGGAAGAGUGACAAUAACAAUGAUUUGUACAAUGUAUUUGACACUUGCCACUGUGAUUGCAAUUCGUUAUGUUGCCGUUAGAAAACAAUUUGGUCCCACAUCGAAGGAGGAGUGGCCCGUAAUUGAAUAUCAAGUUCAGCAAGGACGACUAUUUCCUCAUUUAGCGGCAACUUUUGCAUUAAAUAUAUUUUCACAUGAAUUUUCGAAAAUAUCCCGAGAUUUUUAUAUAGAGAUGCUUACCUCGGAUGAUAAAAAUUUGAUGAGCGAAAAAGGAAUGGAAAUUCAUGCAUUGUCCUCAGCGACAAAACCACUUUGCGCCUGGACAGCACGCGAUGCAAUUCAAGAUUGUCGUGAAGCAUGCGGUGGUCAUGGUUAUCUGAAAGUAUCUCGAUUGGGUGAUAUUAGAUCGGAGAAUGAUGCAAAUUGCACUUAUGAAGGUGAAAAUAAUGUUUUAAUACAACAGGCAAGCAAUUGGCUAUUGAGUCAAUGGGGAAAUAUUCUACAAGGGAAACGAGUUCAAUCGCCACUUGGAUCUGCUGAUUUUCUCGAUGGAGCUCAAGAAAUUCUCUUAAUGAAAUUUCGUUGCACUUCAGUCGAUCAAACAAUGCAACUUGAUAAUCUUCUUUUGGCUUUUAAAUGGUUGACCUGUUACUAUUUAAAGAAGACUCAUGAAAAAGUUCAAAUUCUCAAAAAUAAUGGAAAUGGCAAUUUUGAAGCAAGAAACAAUUCUCAAACUUAUUUCGCACGAACCUUGACUCUAAUUUACGCCGAGCAUGCAAUUAUUCAAAAUUGUUGUCAUCGAAUUAAAAAUGGUCAAUUUGAAAUUGAGGAAAGACUUGUUUUGUCAAAAUUAUGUUCACUCUAUGCUGCCUGGUCUCUUGAAAGAAGAUUGGGUGAUUUAUUUGCCGGCGGUUAUGCAUCAUCUGAAUGUAAAAUUGAUAGUUUAUUACGCGAUGGAAUAAUAGCUGUGAGUAAGGAUCUAGUCAAGGAUGCUGUGUCUUUAAUUGACACUUUAGCACCACCGGAUUUUAUUAUAAAUUCACCACUCGGAAUGUCUGAUGGCGAGAUUUAUAAACAUUUGGAAAAAUCGUUUAUGGAAAAUGGAGAAAAUCUUGAGCGUCCAUCGUGGUGGCAAGAAAUAAGUAGAUCAAAAUUAUAAAGAAAUUUAUAAUUAUUUUUAUAAAUUUAUAAAAAAAAAAAGAUCAAAGUAUAGUUUUAAAAUAUAUUUUUUAACGAUUGUUUUUAUACAUUUAUAUAUAUAUAUAUUGAAAUUGUACUUAUUGUUAAAAAUUGUUUUGUAAAUAAAAAUUUUAUUUUUUAAUGAA
This is a messenger RNA of Leptopilina boulardi, 2432 nucleotides long. RefSeq names its product peroxisomal acyl-coenzyme A oxidase 3-like. Gene Ontology annotation, molecular function: FAD binding; pristanoyl-CoA oxidase activity; fatty acid binding. NCBI's taxonomy places the organism in Eukaryota, Metazoa, Arthropoda, Insecta, Hymenoptera, Figitidae. Gene Ontology annotation, cellular component: peroxisome. Bases 245 to 2266 code for a protein of 673 amino acids. The transcript has 12 exons. The record is from RefSeq and is a predicted model, not a curated record. Gene Ontology annotation, biological process: lipid homeostasis; fatty acid beta-oxidation using acyl-CoA oxidase.